This is a messenger RNA of Chaetomium globosum CBS 148.51, 603 nucleotides long. RefSeq lists its product as uncharacterized. The transcript has 3 exons. The record is from RefSeq and is a predicted model, not a curated record. NCBI's taxonomy places the organism in Eukaryota, Fungi, Ascomycota, Sordariomycetes, Sordariales, Chaetomiaceae. Bases 1 to 603 code for a protein of 200 amino acids.
AUGCUUCCCAAGCUUUCCUCUCUCCUCGCCAUCCCGGCUCUGCUGGCCGCAACGGCUGUGGCCGCACCCGCCAUAGAAAGUGCCCGCCGCCCUUGUCGCACGGGAUGCUUGCCCGACGACCUCUCGGUGGCUCGCCUGGUCUUACUCGACGACGUGGCGCGCCACCACCACAGUGACGAACGGCUGGUCAUCCCUCGGCUCCGUCACUUCCACCAAGACCGAGGAGGAGACUCGCACCAUCAACACCAGGACUACCAUCUUCUCCCCGGCCACCACGACACUCCCGGCCACCACUUUAAGCCCCACGGUAACCGACGGGACGGCAACUUAUACUUGGUAUACCGUCACCGAGACUGUCACGUCCCCGGGGCACGACCGGCCAAUGUGAGCACCGUCACCAACAUCCACUUCACCACCCACACCUUCACCGACACCAAGGCGGGGACGACAGUCUAUGAGACAACCAUCACCAAGCCGCAGACCGGUUCAGGGCGGUGGACAUUCGCCAUCGCGACCGGAGACGAAAACCGUUUGGGGAGAAGGGAUGCAAGUCGUACGCUUGCCAGCAGCAGUAGGGGCGAAACAAUGGAUGUGAGGAAUUAG